GGGAAAAAGGCAGAGUAAACAGAGAGUGAAAAAGACUGAGAGAGAAGUGGAUAAAAGGCCUGGAGGUAAAGAGAACGACUUGUAGUUUAAUAGCAAGUGAUUCAAAUCUAAUAGAAAUUUAAGAUCCAGCACAUUGGAUCCCGCAUGGCGUACUCAGGUGAAGACACACUCACAGCGAUGAAUGUGGAGAGGAUUAUUGAGUUUAUCAGAGAGGGCGAUCAGAAAGGACUCAAGGCAGAACUACAGCAAUUUAAUCGAGAGUAUGCACAGUGCUUCUUCUAUGAUUUGGAGCAGCGGGACAGAAGAAAAAGGCAGGAGCUGGAAGAGUUCAGAAAGAAUAAAGUGCGGGAUUAUGUGUCAGACUCGGAUUCAGACUACGAUGAGUCCAGUGACCCAGACGUCAUAUUGAGACAGGCUCUGGCUACAGUUCUGAUCAGGUUCCUCCAGACUGAACCGCAAGGGCGUUUGCUGAAAGAAUGUCUGAGAUCCUUACGAAUCCUCUCGAGGGACAAAAAGGUUUUGGGACCUCUCAUCACUGACAGAGCACUGCUCACUCUAGCCCACCUGGGCGGCAUCAGCAAUGCACCUAUUCCAAAAGAAGACACCGACAAUGAUGUUGACCCCUAUGAUGACGUCAUUUUGGCCAUUUCUGAGAGCAAAUUAGGCAGAGCAGAUGAGGAUGAUAACGGUGGUGAGGAAGACGAUGGUUCUGAGGCUGUAACCAGUGAUGUGGUCUGGAGCAAUUGGUGUGGUGAUCGCAAGGCUAGCACGUUUUCAAACAUCAGCCUCGUACCUUCUCGCAGGAGGAGCAGCGUUUAUAAAGCUCUCUCACCCGGUAAAAGAGACAGCAGAGGAAGCGUUGGAGGAGCGGAGGAAGAGGCAGAAAAAGAUGAUGAUGAUGAAGAAGUGACCAGGAAGGAAGUCAUGAAAAUCUUAUGUAACAUUGUUUACAAUAGUGCUUGGGCACAAGAGAGAGCCAGUGAACUCAGUCUCCUCUGUGGUCUGACAGAAAAGCUAAGUAAGGAGUUUCAGUCUGCAUCUUCCCCUUGUGGCCAAUUUUACACGCUCCGGUUCAUGUUUUUACUGACGGCGCUGAGACCUGAACUCAGAACACAGCUGAAACAAAAAGGAGGAGUGUCGCUGUUGACCACAGUGCUGGAGAUGUGUUUAGGUGUACAGUGGAAGGAACAGUAUGAGGUCGUGCUGGAUCCUGCAGCGCCUCCUGUAAGUGUGGAGGACUCACAGCAGGCUCAAGAGGCUCUGAAGAUCCUUUUUAAUAUCACACACAGCACACACACUCAAGAACCUGAAGAGGAAGCUGCAUCUCUCUAUCGCCACCUGGCUGCAGUUUUGCGUUACUGUCUGAUGGUGUCCUGUGAGGAGGAGGAAGCUACAAAUGAGUUAAAGGGGCAUGCAGUGAACAUGCUGUCUGCUCUCCCGUUGAGUUGUCUAGACGUUCUGGUGUCUGUGCCUCUGGCUCCAGACUCACACCAGAUGAACGGAGUCAACAUGGACUGUGUGCAAAACCUUCUCAUGUACAUGGAGAGAAAACUGGAGCAGGGUGAAAAGGUCAAAGAGAGACUGACCCCUGUGCUGAACUUGCUGAGCGAGUGCUCCAGAGGUCACAGAGAGACGAGACUCUACCUUAGACAACAGAUUCUGCCUCCGUUAAGAGAUGCUAGCACUAAACCUGAGAAGGGCAACACCUUGAGGAAUCGUCUGGUUAGACUGAUGACCAGCCUGGAGACUGAGCUCAAACACUGCGCUGCCGACCUGCUCUUCGUGCUGUGCAAAGAGAACGUGAGACGUUUCGUCAAGUAUACUGGAUAUGGGAAUGCCGCUGGGCUCCUGGCCACUAGAGGCUUGCUAGGAGGUCAAAGGUCAAAGGCCACAUCAUCAGGCACACGGUACUCUAGCGACUCCGACUCCGACACCGAGGAGUACCGGCAGGUUAAAGACCGCGUGAACCCAGUGACGGGACAGGUGGAAGAGGAGCAGCCUGAUCCCAUGGAGGGAAUGACAGAGGACGAGAAAGAGGAGGAAGCUCACCGGCUCAUCAGUCUUUUCAACAAACUCUCAAAGGAUAAUGUGAUUCAGCCAAUGGGAUUGAACCAAGCGGGUCAGCUGGUGCCACUGUCAGAGCUCAGGGACCUUUCAAUGGAGGAGAGGGAAUCAGAGGAAGAACACGAUGACCUGGAGAACGUGGAGUAGAUCGGCAUGGAUGUGGUGACCAAAACGAUAUACUUAUAACUUAAAAUAACUAGUCUUAACAUUUUAACAGCUUAAACAUAAAAACAUACCCUUAAAUAUUACCUGAAUAUAUCUAAUUAAGACACUUGAAUUAAUGAAUACACUACAGUUCAAAGG
This is a messenger RNA of Rhinichthys klamathensis goyatoka, 2367 nucleotides long. RefSeq names its product synembryn-A. Lineage: Eukaryota; Metazoa; Chordata; Actinopteri; Cypriniformes; Leuciscidae. Gene Ontology annotation, biological process: G protein-coupled receptor signaling pathway. Gene Ontology annotation, cellular component: plasma membrane; cytoplasm. The coding region runs from base 145 to 2211 and encodes 688 amino acids. The transcript has 14 exons. The record is from RefSeq and is a predicted model, not a curated record. Gene Ontology annotation, molecular function: G-protein alpha-subunit binding; guanyl-nucleotide exchange factor activity.